AUGCCAUACUAUGUCCAUAUAGCAGCGAAGGGCGCUAGCAUUCAUGUCCUCACCACAGUUAACCGGGAAACUGCCGACUAUUUCUACCGACAACUGCAACAGUACACUCCCAUGAAGGUCUUGGGAUACAUUCCAAUCAGAACAACUUACUACUCACCCACAUUAUGGUCCAUCGACCCAACCCACGAGAAUACCAUCUCGUUACUGACCAAUCUCGUCACCGACAUCGACCAGGGCACGAACGAAGAAAUCCCCGAGGCAGCUCAAAAUUACCUGAAAGGCAAACUCUUCAUCAGCCCGCUUACCAGCCAGAUAACUUUCAACCCUACCAAUGCUUCAGACGACAAUGCUUCUGGCAACAUCAACAAUCGAUGCUACUACAUCCGCAACCGAAAUGCACCAGAGUGGUGGUUCGUGCCUCCCAAUAAAGCCAAGGUGAAUGUUUCAACAACGAACCGUUCAAAAUUCCGCAUUCAAAUUUGCCCUGAGACCAGUGAACCUCUGGUCCUAGUCGGUGGAGAUGUUGUCCAGCUCAUGUUGAUAGAACCGGGCAACGCACGCCGGUUUGUGAUCCUUUCCUUUGAAAACCACCAUUUGACGUGCGUCUUAGCCGGCAACGUGGCGACUUCUUUUAAGUUCCACUUCUAUGAACUGAGGAAAGGGGGGUUCAUUGGCUCUACAUCGUUUUCGAAACAAGGCAAUCAUGUGCAGUGGACAUCGACUGACGCUCUGACUCAGGAAGGGCCCGGGGAGGAUUGGAUGCUCGUCGCUUCGGAGGAUGUAGCUUGCUGA
Molecule: messenger RNA, 792 nt
Organism: Aspergillus pseudotamarii
Lineage: Eukaryota; Fungi; Ascomycota; Eurotiomycetes; Eurotiales; Aspergillaceae
Exons: 1
Coding region: 1-792 (263 amino acids)
Source: RefSeq, a predicted model, not a curated record